AUGGCACAAUUUCUAAAGUGUCCCGACAAUGUUCUCUUCUCCAAAGUCGUUUAUUCACGCGUCUACUUUUACAUUCUUCCUGAGCUCCGCCCAUUUCUUCACGACUUGGAGUCCUAUGAGCUGCCGGAGCUGGUAUACGAUGAUGGUGAAGCGGUAAUUCAAAAGAUAUUGGAUAAAUCGAAUAAUAAAUUGAGAAUGUACGGAACGGCCAAGGAGAUUGCCGAGAAUAUCAAAAUAUUCAGAAAUUUCACUGGAAGUUUUCGUUUUUUCGAUGACCAUGCGUAUGCUUUCAAUAAGACCACUUCGUUUCAUUUGAUGCUUGCAAAGAUUCUGAAAUCUAAAAUUCUGUCGACUAAUGGACCCGUGGAAUUUGUGAAAUUCGAUGAGAAAAUGUUCGAUGAAAUCGAGAAAGAGAUGAGAGAAGUAGAUGCGAAAAGUCAUCAACAAGCGUCUGCGCGACGUAACAAUCUAGAAAAGUUUUUUUUGAACAAGAAUUACGCAGCGAUCGUUUCAAAACUCCGGGAAUUGAAUCCGACGGUUUGGGAUGAUGGGAUGGCAAAUUCAUUACUCAGACGGCUACAAUCGUUAUCUGAUACAGAAAUCGAGACAAAAAAAGAGAUCGUUUUCGGCGCUCUCAUCGAUAGUUAUAUCAUGAAGUGUAUUGAACAAAUUGUGGAAAACCAAGCACCGCUUUUCAUGUCUACACCGGAUACUUCUCCAAUUACAGUCAGAUUAUUUGAGGAUGGAGAGAAGAGAUAUGUGAUGGAGGCGGAAUUGUACUAUGCAUUCAAUAGAUUGUCUACGGGAUCUGAGAGAUUUGAAACUGGAAGUGAUGGAUUUGUUCACAAGGGAAUGAGUUUUGAAGAAGUCAAGUCAGAGUUUGGAGAUAGAAUUCAGAAAAUUGAGUUCAUCCGCACUCCGAUUCUUCGCUCCAAACACCGUGCAGUACCUUUCAGACCCCACUUUCCGAGACAAUUCGUCAUUCCAACUGUCGAUUAUUUCUUCGAAUUCUUGAGAAAUCUCAUUUUAGGAGUCAAGCUAUUCCAAAAGUACCAAUCCCCAGAUUGGAAAAAUUUUGCUCCGAUUUUUCAGAAGGUAGAGCAUUUUUUCUAUUCUGAUCAAAAACACCAAUACUUCUUAAGAUUCAAUGCUACACUAGACAUUAGCCAAUCAAUCAACGAACUAAAGAAAUACGAAGUCUUGCCAGUCAAAGAAGUCAGAAAUGUGAAGAAAAAUGGAUUCACUGUACAGAAUCUGAAGGAAGAACUGAAAUAUCUGGGACUCACCAACACAUUCUCUGAAAUUCAAGACCAUGCAGAAGAUGUAUAUGAAGGAAUCGAUAAAGUGAAGAAAGAGAGAUAUCUGAGAACAUGCGAUUUAUUUGAUGCUGUGGAGAGCUGUCAAUUGAUUUGUGUGCUCAAUAGGGUUCCGAAUCUCAAAAUGUUCCUUCACAAUCAGAAAGGAUGUGGAAGAGUUCUCGGAUACAAGUGUGAGCAUUGUGAGAAGGAAAAGAAGGCGACGGUUGCACUAGAAACGAUGGAAAUCAGUCAACAACCAGUGGAGGUUCAGAAGACGUCAGAGCACCAGAAUCCAGCGAAAAAACGGAAAAUCGAGACCUCAAAUAGCUCGACUCCAAGCCAACACUCACAACCGGCUCUCUCCGCUCCACAAAUAUGCGAUAAGUGCUCGGAGUCCUCAAAAUCACUCGAGAAUGCUGAAAAUGAGCUGAAAAUGAGUCAAGAUCAACAGAAGAAAAUGGUGAAGGAGCUGAGUGAUUUGAAGAAAGAAAAUAAAAAAAUUGUGGAAUCUGAAGCAAAGAAAAUAGAGAAAUUGAGUAAAGAGAAAGAUGAGGAGAUUCUGAAGGCGUCAAAGAAAAUUGAGGAGCUCGAGAAGGCAAAUCUCAAGUUGACAGCUGAAAAUCAGGCAAAUGAGAGAAUGAUUGAGAAGUUACUCGAUAGAAUCAGCUACUCAUCUACUAAUAAUCAGAAAACAACUGAAAUUCUUCCUGGAAUUUAA
Molecule: messenger RNA, 2016 nt
Organism: Caenorhabditis remanei
Lineage: Eukaryota; Metazoa; Nematoda; Chromadorea; Rhabditida; Rhabditidae
Exons: 8
Coding region: 1-2016 (671 amino acids)
Biological process (GO): innate immune response
Cellular component (GO): membrane raft
Source: RefSeq, a predicted model, not a curated record